AUGCUGUACUUGACCGCGGACAAGUUUCCGGUUUUCGUGCCAAUUGGUCUUAUCGGCUUCUACCGAUACCUAUGGUACAUCUUCCGUCUUAUCGCGCGAUUCGUGUACCGCCCCAUCCCCCUCCCCGAAACUCCCACUUACCGCGCUUCUGAGGAUGUGACCAUCAUUGUCCCGACCAUCGACGCCGGCGAGGAGUUCAGAGAGGCCGCCUUCUCGUGGCUCCAAGGUAGCCCCAAGGAGAUCAUCAUCGUCACGGAGGAGAAGAUGCAGGGUCCGCUCCAGGAGCUCGCCAACAGUGUCGACCCCAGCCGCAUCCGUGUCCUGACUGUGCCGUUUGCCAACAAGCGUCUGCAGAUGGCCCACGGCGUCCGGAACACAGAGACCGACAUCAUCGUGUUCGCCGAUGACGAUGCGAUCUGGCCGCCUCUGCUCCUCCCCUACGUUCUGGCCUGUUUCGAGGACCAGCAAGUUGGCGGGGUUGGGACGUCGCAGCGUGUGAAGCCCUGUGGUGCCAGGAUGACGGUCUGGGAAGUCCUGGCCGCUUUCCGCCUCACCAUCCGCAACAUCGAGAUUGCCUCCUCUACCCAUAUCGACGGAGGUAUCCCCUGUCUUUCGGGCCGAACCGCCGCGUACCGCACUGUUAUUCUCAAGGACCCCGAUUUCCUCCACGGUUUCACUAACGACCUUUGGCUUGGCAAGUACCACCUGAAUUCCGGCGACGACAAGUUCCUCACGCGGUGGAUGGUCUCGCACGGGUGGAACACCUACGUCCAGGUCUGCAAGGAGGCAGAGCUGCUGUCGACCAUGAAGCCCAACUGGCGUUUCCUAAAGCAGGUGCUUCGAUGGACGCGAAACACCUGGCGAUCCGACUUCCGUUCUGUCUUCACCGAACGUUACGUCUGGACCAAGCAUCCGUAUGUCUGCUACACCAUGCUCGACAAGUUUAUCAAUCCCCUCACUCUUCUUGUGGGCCCUUGUCUGGUCUGCGUGCUGCUGUGGAAGUCGACCAAGCCGAUUGAGGAUGGAGGAUACCACCUGCCCGCUUGGAACAUUGUGGUUUCAUAUCUCGUCUGGCUCCUGGCGACUCGUACCCUCAAGCUCCUUCCCCACCUCUGGGAACGCCCGCAGGACAUCAUCUACGUGCCGGUGUUCAUUCUCUUCGGCUACUACUUUGCGAUCAUGAAGCUUUACGCCCUCUUCACCCUGCACAAGACUGGAUGGGGAACCCGUUCGGGUAUCGGAGACCCUGCGACCGCCACCACGGCGGCCCAGGAGAAGCUCGCCGACCAGUCGGGCGCCGGCCCCGACCACGGCGAGGCUCAUCACGGCGUCUACGACGUCGAGAUGGCCUCGCGUCCCAACAACAACAACCCGUACCGCGCCUAG
Molecule: messenger RNA, 1386 nt
Organism: Trichosporon asahii var. asahii CBS 2479
Lineage: Eukaryota; Fungi; Basidiomycota; Tremellomycetes; Trichosporonales; Trichosporonaceae
Product: polysaccharide synthase
Exons: 5
Coding region: 1-1386 (461 amino acids)
Source: RefSeq, a predicted model, not a curated record